AUGCUGGGAGGUGAUCGAAAAAACGAGCAAAAAAUCAAAGAAAGAUUGAGCCUUCAGACUUCCUCAACGGGGUCAACCGCUCUUCACAUAGCCGCACGAUAUGGGAGGAUAUCUGUGAUGAAAUGCAUCCUCGGCUUGUGGCCUACCCUGCAGAUCGACAAACUGAACAGUACCGGGAAGACGGCUUUGAUGUGCGCGUCAUUGCAUGGUCAGAACGACGCGGUGAAGUUACUUUUGGAGAAUGGAAGCCGAGCGCUCAUAACAAACAAGUCUGACCAGUCGCCGCUACACCUCGCAGCAAGAAGCAGAGAAACUGGCUCCUCGGAUGUGAUCAAAACUCUCCUUGAAGCGAAGCUCGAUCCUGGCUUAAAAGACGCGGAUGGUUACACCCCACUGCUGCAUGCCGUAGCAACUGAAAAUAUCCCUGCGCUUGAGGUUCUUAUUCCUGUAAGCAGCUUAGAUGCAGUGGAUAAUAAGGGGAGAGACGCCUUGCUUCUCGCUAUCGAAGAAAGUGCGCCGGUGUCCGAGGACUUGGUCAAAUUUCUAGUGUCAAAGGGCGCAGAGGUAAAGGGUAAAACGUAUCACAUGUCUCUGCGGGGGGGUGGCGAGUGGCUGAAAGAUUAUAUCGCUGGGGAAGGUGGAGAGGUUAUUGAGUAUAGUUGGUUAGAAGAGCUAAUGAGAAGGAGGAGAUUUCGGUGA
Messenger RNA from Morchella importuna, 699 nucleotides. RefSeq lists its product as uncharacterized. Gene Ontology annotation, molecular function: protein binding. The coding region runs from base 1 to 699 and encodes 232 amino acids. Gene Ontology annotation, cellular component: ciliary inversin compartment. Gene Ontology annotation, biological process: protein localization to ciliary inversin compartment. The transcript has a single exon. The record is from RefSeq and is a predicted model, not a curated record. NCBI's taxonomy places the organism in Eukaryota, Fungi, Ascomycota, Pezizomycetes, Pezizales, Morchellaceae.